Molecule: messenger RNA, 1395 nt
Organism: Entrophospora candida
Lineage: Eukaryota; Fungi; Glomeromycota; Glomeromycetes; Entrophosporales; Entrophosporaceae
Source: the annotation of a GenBank genome assembly
AUGUCUUACACUACAAUAUCAAGUUCUUCAAGUCAACUAUCAUAUGAUGAUGUUAUUAGUUUUCAGGAUGAAGAAUUGGAUGAAGAUAAUCUUGCAGAAAAACAUGCACAAAAUAGAGUUGUGAAAGAUCAUAUUUAUGUAUUGCAAAAUAUUGAUUCUUUGGAUAUUCAUAGAAUAAAAGAAUUAAAUGAAAUUAUAUCUGGUGACUUUGAUUUUGAAGAACAAAUUGGGAUAUGGGAUGGAGAAUUUCCUUUUGGUGAUGUAUUUUGGGUUUGCGGUGAUAUUUUUAAUCUUUUAAUUUCACCCACGAUCAAGACAAAAAGAAUUUUUUUAAUAACUGAUUGUGAUAAUCCCCAUCCAAUGAAUGAAUAUUUACAUAGUACUGCCAUAACUCGUGCAAAGGAUCUCAUUGAAUCAAAAAUUGGUAUAAACAUUUUUGGCAUUAAUACUAAAGCUGGUGAAUUAUUUAAUUUGGAUGCGUUUUAUACUGAAAUAUUAUCAUUGAACAAUGAUAUUACCAAUUAUUCAUUUGUGAGUACACUCAAGGAUUAUAAAAAAAUGGCAUCUCAAAUUAAGAGUAAAGAAGUGCCAAGAAGAUCUACUUUUUCAAUUCCAUUUCGUUUAUUUGAAGACGAUUCAUUAGAAUUAACAAUUGGUAUUAAAGGAUAUUCAACGAUAAUUGUAAAGAAGAAACCUGCAUAUAAAUAUGUACAUAUGAGAUCAGAGACUGCUCGUAUAGCAGAAAUGAAAACAGAAUGGAUUUGUGCGGAUACAGCCCAAAGGUUAAUGAAAGAAGAUAUGAAAUUUUAUUAUGCUUAUGGCGAUGAAUUAAUUAAAAUCAAUAGCAUUGAUGAUAAAAAAGGAUUAUCACUCCUUGGAUUUAAACCUGCUGGUACUUUAAAAUUUGAACAUAAUAUAGAUCAUUCAAUAUUUAUUUAUCCGGAUGAAGAAGCAGAAGUUUUAGAUGAAGAUGGUCGACAUGUUGAAUCCCCAGGAUUUCAUUUAUUGACUUUGCCAUUUGCAGAAGAUAUUCGAUCUCAUCAUCCAAAUGUAAACAUUUCUCCUGCACCUGAUGAAUCAGUCGAUUGCAUGAAUCGAAUAAUCGGUAAUUUGAUGAUAAAAGAUGGAUAUGAUCCUAAUAACUUUCCAAAUCCGCUUUUAGAAAGAUAUUAUCAUAUUUUAAAACAAAUAGCACUUGAUGAAAAUUUAUCAUUUGAGAAACCUGAUGCAACUUUACCAAAAUAUUCGCUUAUAGACCAGAAUGUUGGUAGAUUAAUCGAAGAAUUUAAUAAGGUAACAAGAAAUUUAGAAUCAAAUCAAAUAAAUUUAACAUCAUUAUCACUAGCAGAGCCAACAGAAACUUCUUCAACAUCUCAUCGUGCUAACUCGCUAUGA